CCCGGACUUCCUACAUACACAUGAUUCUCAGUCAGUUUGUUGUUGACUGUAUUCUGCGAAUGUUGUUGAUAUUUUCUUCUAUAUUUUAUCGUAAAACGAAUUUAUAAUACAAUAAUGGCAACCUACAAAAAUCUAAACCAAAUUAAGGAUCGUAGUCCAAACAUGUUAAAAUACGAUGCCAGUAUCAAAAGUGAUUCAUUCGCUGUCUCUAACGAAAUGUACGGAGCAUUGAUAUUGGAGCCGACUAUUCCAUCCGUCAUUUCGGAUUAUGAAGAAGUUAGCGAUAUUGACAUGCCUUUACCAACCGUUUGUGCUAUCACUAAGAGUAUUGCGAAACUACAUCAACCAUCAGCUCAUUCAAAGAUGGACCGGGAAGAGUUGUUAGUACCUGCUGAUGUGUCUGUUGACAGUCUGUCGUAUUCUCAAUUGACCAAACCUAUCAGUUCUACUAAGCAUAUUGUGUAUGAAGCAAGUGAACCGAAUGUUUUAUGUGUUAAACCUUUAUCUGAAGAAAACAAACAACCUGUAAAUAACAGUGUUAAUGAUUUGCCAUCUAUUACUUCGCUUCCUUUCGUUGGUGAAGGCUUCAACAAUCUUGAUGACUUCUGGUUAGACCUUGCAAAAGGACAAGCGAUACGGUCAAAUAUAUACCAAGACGAACCACUUAUCAACCGUGAGAUGAACCCCUCAAGGAAUAAAUCGUUCGUAUCAGAAUCGAAUUGGCACUUUUCAAAAACUUUGCCUUCGAAUUCGAUAAACAAGUCAGAAAGCGAUUUGAGUGAUGGUUUUGUAAGAGAAACAUGUUGGACCUAUUCUCAAGGUUCAACGAUCAAUUCGUUAAAUAGCUCGAACGAGUUUCCUGAUAAAAAUGAUUUCCUAAUUCAAUUGGAUUUUGAUCAAGAACAAGAUAAUGAUCAACGUCAAUCAAGCAGUAUACCAGAAUCUAGAAUGAAUAUAGGAGAAAGUCUGUACGAAUUAGCUAGACCAGAAACGUAUUCAAAUAAACAAACGCACAUGGGAGACAAAAAAGGAUCUAAUCCUAGUCUAGAAAAGGAUGAACCAUCGAUUAUCAGAAGGAAUUGUUUAACAAGAAAAUUUAACACACUCCAAAACGGUAUUUAUGAACUUUCUAAUCAUCAAAAUGAUUUAGAUGAGUUUCGAACAGCUUCGCUUGAUCGAGGACAAGAAAACAAAACAUUUCUUCAAACUUUACAAGAUUGUCAACUUUAUGAAUCUGUAGACAAUUUAUCCGAACGGUCACAAUUACCUGUUCCAUCUGACCUAACAAGAAGUACUACCAACUCGACAGGCUAUUACAAAAAGGAAGAACCGGUAUAUGCAACGGUUGUAAAACCAAUUACUAGAAGAACUGAUGCAAACGUAUUUAAAAUGGACAGCAACAAGUUAGAUGAAUCUGCUGAGGCUACCAAUACAACUGAAAAUGACGAAUUCUUUUCACUAGCUUCUUCACGGAUUACAACAAACACGAAAAUCCAGAAAUCUGAAAGACCCGACAGUGGUCUAGGCCUAGACUACACGUAUGCGAAAAUCAGUAAACCAAAACGCUACGAAAAUUGGCCACUUACUAAAUCAUUGAAAAAACAAGUUGAAAACAGUGGUAGUUUACCAGAUGAAAGCGGAGCACAUAAUAUUGGUUUUGUGUCCACACAUAUUAACUCUGAUUAUGCUACCCUUGAAAGUACAUAUAGUGAUAUUGGUAAAAAUGAGAUUCAAUGUGGUGCUGUGUGCAAAGAAGUUGAUCUAGAAGACUACGAUCAUUAUUCCACAAUAGAAGAAAUUGAACGACAAAGGAACAAACAAAUACACGAUAAAACGACAUCUGAAAAGCCUCCGAUAUUGACAAAAUCUGAAAAGUCUAAGAUAACUUUGAAAACAAGAAUGAAAGGAUUGAUAACUAAGGUAACAAAAAUACAACCGUCUCACCAGCAUCAAAAGUCAGUAUUUUAUCCUUUUUCUUUUAUUUAUAAUUUUCCAAUAACAAUAAAUGGUAUGAGGUCUGCUUCUGUAAAGACUAUCCUACCAAAUGUAAAUGGAAACUGUUGGAUUAUCUGUAAAAACGAUUUGAAGAUAAGAAUGUAUGAUUCCCAGGGAUUAGAAACAGAGUCCAUAUAUAUUGGACUCGAAGGAGAAGAUAUGGCGUAUGAUAAUAAAGGUUUUCUCUACGUUUCUUGCAAAGACACUAGACGAAUAUUUAAGAUUGACACAAGAAAUUUAUGCCAGAUAUCAGCUUUUGUCGACUGCGACUUUUUCCCCCUCGGACUGGCAUUUGACAUUCUGGAUAAUACAUUGAUUGUCUGUCAGAAUCCACAAACGUUCGAUAUAUCAAUAGGUGUUGCUUCUGUGGAUUGCAUAAAGAAAUAUUCAGUCUCUGAAACGUUAGAUGUAACAAAUCUGACUCACGAAAUUUUGUUUUCUCAUCCACUUCGAGUCUUAAAAAAUUCUAACACUGAUAUUGUCGUAUCUGAUCCAGAAACAAAAUCGAUAACCAUGCUGAAUCGGAACGGUGAACAGAAAAUCAGGUUUUCAGGUAAUGACAUCUUUAAAAUGGAAUGCCAUCAUACAUUUGUCUGUGAUUUACAAGCCAAUAUUCUCAUAUAUUCUCAAAAUAUAAGUAAGCCUUCAAAUAAAAACUUGGAUAAUGUGUGUCUUCUUAACCAGAGUGGAGACUUUAUAGAUACAUUUAAUAUUGAAGAAGUGCAAGAUAAAACUGUGAAUUCUUUGGCAAUAACAGAUCUUGGUUUUCUAUGGAUUGGUUGUGAUGAAGGAAUAUUUAUCUUUGAUUAUCAAAUAAUAUAACAUUUGAAUACAGUUAUUUUAUUCGAUUUCUUAUUUUAUUUUGAAUUGUACUUUACCAUUAAAUGUACAUGAGAGCA
Messenger RNA from Mytilus trossulus (common blue mussel), 2894 nucleotides. RefSeq lists its product as uncharacterized. The transcript is spliced from 2 exons. The record is from RefSeq and is a predicted model, not a curated record. Lineage: Eukaryota; Metazoa; Mollusca; Bivalvia; Mytilida; Mytilidae. Bases 115 to 2817 code for a protein of 900 amino acids.